AUGGAUAAUGAAGGCAGUUUUUACAAUGGGGAAGAAGCCUAUAAACUGUUCUCAAAGAAGCUAAUUGACGCCUCCAACAACGACGACGUUGAAGUACAUACGCUCAUGUUGUUGCCCUACAAUGAUCAUCUGAUCCGAUUCCCAGGCAGGCAGUUUUACCUGCGUGACAACAGUACUUUCAUUAAACCCAACGAUGAUGAGAUACCCAUGAUCAUCAAGAAGAAGAAUUACUUGUGUAAAAAGAUUUCAACGUUUGUGUCUUUGAUGUCAUGGACAAUAAGGACAGUCAAGUCUGGUUAA
Messenger RNA from Lactuca virosa, 300 nucleotides. Lineage: Eukaryota; Viridiplantae; Streptophyta; Magnoliopsida; Asterales; Asteraceae. The record is from the annotation of a GenBank genome assembly.